UAUAAAAGUAUUAAAAAUGUUCGAACUAAUGUUUUUCCUAUAUGUUUUAGGAAACAAACAGAUGUUCACCAGCAGUGCUUGGAAUGGAUGAACCUGCAAAAGUGAUGCACACUGUUGAUGUCCAGAAUGAAACUUAUGAUAGAAAAUUUAAACUUGAGGCUACAGUACCUGAACUGAAACAGAAGGCUAGAGAAGGAGGUGCAGUGAAAAAAAAGAAAUCAUCUAUAUCAAAGACAAAAUCUGAGACUAUCACUGUUGUGGAUAAAUCACCUGACCCUAAAAGCGUGAAACAUAGAGGACGCAAAAAAGUGUUUGAAAUGUUAGAACUGACUACUACGGAUCCAGCUUUUGAAAUAGCUGGUCUAUCUGAAAAGCAAACAAAAACUUUGAGAAAGUUUUCUACCUCUGAAGCAAGUGAUUUAUGUUCUGACUUCUCAGCUAAAAUGAAUUCAUCUGAUAAUAUGAGAAAAAUUAAACAAAAUAGGAGAAUAUUUGUGCCAAGUAAUUCUUCAGAGCUUAAAGAUGUAAAUCCUUUACCUCUGAAUAGUGCAUUAUCAGAAACAAGAAGUCCUGACAUCGAUAAGAAGCAAAAUAAAUUUCGUUCAAAAACACCUGAUUAUAAGGGUGUAAAUAAACCUGCUGUUAAAAAAGUAGGCUCUUCUAAAAGUCCAAAAUUUGAACCUUAUAUACCACUCUUUCAAGUACAGCAAGGUCUUAAACGAGGAGAGUUUAUAGAAGGAGCUCUACGAAUUAAUCCUAGAAAUUAUGAAGAUGCUUAUGUAAAUGCUCCUGAUGGGAAAAUGGAUAUUUAUAUUGGUGGCAUGAAGGAUAGGAAUAGAGCUCUCAAUGGUGAUAUUGUUGUUGUUCAAAUAAAUCCAAAACAGGAAUGGAAAGUUCUUUGUGAUGCUAUUAAAGAUUACCAAGAAAAAUGUGCUGACAGUGUAUUUGAAGCUGUUUGUGAACCCAUUACUCCAUCAACUCCUUGUAAAGUUCACACACCUGAUAAAUUCGUGAAGUACCGACCUUUGUCUGCAAAUUCCUGGGAUAGUACUUGCGGGAAAAGAUUACCUGAUACUCUAGAGAUUUUAGGAGUCGAUAAGCUUACGCAACAGUUAGAGGAUAUUUCUGUAGGUAAAAAUGAAUUUUCAAAAUCUAAAAGUAAAGUAAAAAGUAAGUGUAAAAAGCAUUUUAAGGGAUCUAGUAGUCAAAAAAGUAGUACUACUUCCUAUUCACAAGAAUCUUCAGAAGACUGCUUAGAUGAUGUAUUACCAGUGCAGCAGUGUAAUUCUGAAGACGGUGGACAGUGUGUUUCAUUCACAAAAGAAAAUGGUCAUUUGAAUAUUCUGACAGAGCAUGAUAAAGGUAUUACAUCUGACGGGAGAUCAGUAGCAACUGAGAAAAUGUCAUAUACCCCCUAUAAUAUGAGUGAGAUUGGCGCAUUCAAAUUAGAAAUGAAGUCAUAUCAAGAUGCUACUGAAUCUUGGCAGAGUAACGAGACUUCUGUUAAUAUAAUUGUGUCUCCUGAAGAGCUUCUAAAUAUUGAUGGGCAUUCUAUUGUAGAACAUGAAAACCUAUUUUAUAAAGAUGAAAGGAACUGUGAUAGUAGUAGCAGCAUUGAUGGAAUUGUUGUGGCACCUGGAGACCUUUCUGGUGAUGAAUUUACUGAUUCUGCAAGCAUUGGAAGUACACCUAGUGAACAUCUAGAUCAAAUGUUAGAAGAUGCCGCUUUUUUAGCUUGUCAGCAAGAUGCGGUAAAUAAUAAUGCAGAUUUUAGUUAUCAUAAUGAGAGUUUAUUGACUCAAUAUAAUAGCUCUGAUUUCACUGGAUUUGUUGCAGUUCCCAAUGCUACUAUUCAUAAAGAAACAUCUAUAGAAUAUGAGUGUAGAUUGCAAUAUAAUAAAACAAUUCCUCCCUUGUCUUCAGUUGAGGUAAAUUCAGAGUCUGUUAUUUGUUCUGCUUUAUCUAAAAUAUCUUUUCCUGAUGAGCCUGUUUCUUCUGAAGAAACUGUCAUUAUGUAUCCAUCAUCUGUUAAUGAUUACCAUUUGACUGCUAAAUUAAAAAAUGUAGACCAACCUUGUAUUGCCCAAUGCAACAAAAAAAAGUCUAAAAAUCGAAAAAAAAAGAAAAAAAUUACCAAAACAACUGAAACUUUAAAUGAUAAUAUACAACAAACUAAAAUAAAUUUUGAUAUGCAGAAUUUAACAGUAGAAGAAGUAAUGAAACACCCUGAAUGGGAACGAUUUAUACAAAAAACUGGCAAAGUAGUUCAUAUCUUGGAGCGAAAACAUUCAUGUUUAGCAGCUGGACGUUUAAAAUUGUGUCCUGACAAGAAUCCAAAAUGGGCACUGUUUUCUCCGAAUGAUAGUCGCGUACCUAGGAUUAUGGUACCGAUGUCUGAUUGUCCUCAGAAUUUUUAUCACAGACCAUUUGAUUAUGCAAAUGUGUUAUUUUUAGCAAAGAUUUCUGAAUGGAAUGACAGCUCUACAUUUGCGCGUGGAACAUUAGUCAGAAGUCUUGGUAAUACUGGAGACAUAGAAGUUGAAACUGAAGGUAUAUUAUUUGAAAAUGAUAUUGAUUGUGAAGAUUUCCCACUUGAAGUUUUGAAUAUCCUUCCUGAAGAAGAAACAUGGGAAAUACCGGCUAAAGAAAUAAAGUAUAGACAGGACUUUCGCCAUGAAUGCGUUUUCACUAUCGAUCCGGCAACUGCUCGUGAUAUGGACGAUGCUGUUUCAUGUACUCUUUUAGAUAAUGGAAAUUAUAAGGUAGGUGUACACAUAGCUGAUGUAACAUAUUUUGUAAAAGAGGGAUCCAUCCUUGAUGAUGUUGCAAGAAGUCGUUCUACUAGUGUGUACUUGGUACAAAAAGUUGUUCCGAUGCUGCCUCGUAGGCUAUGUGAUGACUUAUGUAGUUUAAAUCCCGGAAAAGAUCGACUCACGUUUUCGGUAAUUUGGGAAUUGUCACCAGAUGGUGAGAUACUUAAUGAGUGCUUUAGUCGUUCAAUUAUUAAUUCGUGUAUAAAACUGAGUUAUGAACAUGCUCAAGAUAUGAUUGAAAAUCCUACUAGGAUAUGGGAUGCUCAACAGCAUCCCAGGAUUUAUGGUGGUUUUACCAUAUGUGAUAUUAUAAAACGUGUUAAUGAACUUCAUUCUUUAGCUGUUAAGCUUCGGGAGAAACGAUUUCAUGAAGGCGCUCUGAGACUAGAUCAGGUUAAGUUACAAUUUACUCUCGACUCAGAAACUGGUUUACCAUCUGGAUUUAAUGUUUUUGUUCAGAAAGAUAGUAACAAAUUAAUUGAAGAAUUUAUGUUGCUAGCAAAUAUGUCUGUUGCAACUAAAAUAUAUAAUACUUUUCCAUCAAUAGCCCUCCUUCGGAGGCAUCCUCCACCUCAGCUGAAACCAAUGCAAGAUAUUGUUUCUAUGUGUAGAGCCAUGGGUGUUUAUCUUGAUGCAAGUAGUAGUGGUGCACUUCAAAGCUCAAUUGCAUAUCACGCGGGCGAUGACUUUUUUUCUAGAUCUAAAUGCUUAUUGCUCCAAAGUUUGUGUUCAAAGCCAAUGAACUGUGCACUUUAUUUUUGUAGUGGAUUUUUAUCGGAUCCUGCAAAAUUCCAUCACUAUGCCCUGAAUGUUCCUCUUUACACUCAUUUUACUUCCCCUAUUAGACGUUAUCCUGAUAUAAUUGUUCACCGUCUUCUAGGUGCUGCUCUCCUUUAUAAUUCUACUCCUGAUGUUACUGCAGAGGUAUUACAACGAUGUGCCGUGCAUUGUAAUGAUAAAAAAUAUAAUGCAAAGAGAGUUAGUGAACUUAGUUCAGAAUUAUUUCUUGCUGCAUUUAUACGUGAACUUGCCUCUGUUCCUGCCAAAGCUAUGGUAAUGGGAGUCAUGGAUCAUUCAUUUGAUUGUCUUAUUUUAGAAAUGGGUAUUAUAAAAAGAGUUUACUGUGAUAAAUUGCCUUUACUGAGGAAAGAGUACAAACGAUCUAAUGGAAUUCCGACAUUGAACUUGUACUGGAAGGAUGCAGUUAGAACAAGUGGGUUUAUGCAGACGAUAGUGAUGUUUACUGUGGUUGAUGUUGUACUGACCGUUGAAAAAGAUUCACUGCAAAUCAGAGCAACACUUCAAAUGCCAACUUACGUAUAAUUGUUUUUUAUACAUUUGUUGAAAUUUUAAGUUUUAUUUUAUUAUAUUUUUAUGGUUUUUAAUUUCAUUAUAUUUAUUUAGAUGUCUGACGUAUCAUAAUGAUUAUUAAAUUCUGUGAUUAUGUAAUGACUAUGAUGUUCCUGUAAUUAAGAAAUAAACUUUAAUUUUUAAAAGCUAUCUAAAAUACUUCUUGUCUACACUCUAAUAAAAUCCAUUAUUAAUCUCCAUGAAAAUAAAUUUGAAAUUUUUUUUAAAGUCUUAAUUCAGAAUGGUAACUGUUAUGUAUUUAAGAAUAAAGUCUUAUCAUAUUAUCCACCCAGUCCUGAAAAGAAUUACUAAAUAAAGCGUUGUGUCGCUAAAGUAGAUAACCCAGAAAUGUAUUUACGUGGCAACCACUCGUGAUGUCGUCGUCUUUGUGAUGGUGGUAAUUCACACAGUUUUGAAAUUCAGUGGCCACUUUAGAAUUUGCCCGAUAAUAAAAAAGGAAGUGUUGCAUUUUUUCAGAAAUAUGGCAUUUUCCCUAAUACUAAAGAGUGUAGGAAUAUACACAUUCCAUAAAGCUGAUUUGUGCUGUUCUCUGAUUUUUUUCAAAGUUAAAACAUGUGGAUGUGUACUUGGAGAAUAGUACCAAAUUGCUCUGGAAUGCUGAGAAUUUUGCACAGACUACUGUGCACAUGGACACAAGACUAGGAAAAGCACUACGAUUUUGUAAAAUGGCUGCUGAUUUUCGUGUUUUAUGUUGGUGAGAAAUUAGUCACCAACGAUUGUCGAUUUUGUGUGAGGUUUGGAUGGAUAAUGCAAGAGACCAAAAUAUGUUCUUCCAUUUCUGAAUGAGUUGUAUUGUCUCUUUUCUUUUGUUUAAUUCUAAGGUAUUAAUUCAUCCCCAAUGUGCGAUUUUCAUUCUAAAUGCUCCUUCUCGCUACAGGAGUAAAAAUUUGUUAUGGAUUAUCAAAGCAAAUUUAUUUUCAUGUAAUCUGUCAAAUUUUUUAUUAUAGUAUAAAGAACAUUCUUUAGUCAUACAAAUUCUUAUAACAAAUAAUAUUUCUCAUGAUGCUGCAUUUAAAUAUGAAACUAGUAAUUUAUGUUAAAAACAUUAAGUUUUUAUAGGUGACUGGAAUUUAUAUAUAUAUUUUUUCAUUUAUAAAAGAAUGAAAUAAAGUUAAAAGAAAUAUUUCAUGCAUUUCUUAUUAGAGUCAUAGAGCUCAAGCUGUAAAAUGUGAAUAUUUCUUUUGUGCAUAGUUAAUUUUCGGUGUUUUUGUAUAAGGAGAGAAACUUGUUGAUCAAAAUGAAGAUUACUGUGAAAAAAGUUCUAAGUAUUGUACUAGAGUUGAUCAGAACUGAGUAAUGGAGUUCUGUUAGAAAACAAGUUAUUGACUAUCACAUUAGAAUAUUGAUUGCUGAUAUUUAUAUUUUUUAAACUUCUCCUCCCCUUCUGAAAUAAGUAAAUAUACUUUUAAAGUGUUUAAAAUACUUAUUUCACUUAGUUAUAAAAGAUGUUUUAAAGUGUCGCUCCAUUGUAAUGCCAUACUGAUAUAAAUUUGAGGAUUUGAACAGGA
Molecule: messenger RNA, 5692 nt
Organism: Stegodyphus dumicola
Lineage: Eukaryota; Metazoa; Arthropoda; Arachnida; Araneae; Eresidae
Product: DIS3-like exonuclease 2
Source: RefSeq, a predicted model, not a curated record